Molecule: messenger RNA, 593 nt
Organism: Drosophila simulans
Lineage: Eukaryota; Metazoa; Arthropoda; Insecta; Diptera; Drosophilidae
Product: CDGSH iron-sulfur domain-containing protein 3, mitochondrial
Exons: 4
Coding region: 114-524 (136 amino acids)
Cellular component (GO): intracellular membrane-bounded organelle
Molecular function (GO): 2 iron, 2 sulfur cluster binding
Source: RefSeq, a predicted model, not a curated record
GUAGAAGUAGCGGUACGACCUUGCGACACCAUCACCACCGAUGACAACAUAUCGAUACUUUCGACACUGCAAUCAUUAGCUUAAAUAAAGAACAAAAAUAAAUCAGCGUUAGCAUGUCAAUGAUACUAAGGCGGAACCUAGGGGCAUCCUGGUUGCUCAAGGCAUGCUACAGUUCCAGCGCAAAACCGGUGGACUCGGCCAAAACAAUUCCCAGUAACCUGCUCGAGGAUAAGCAAACGGCCGUUCUGCAAAAGGAGAACGGCGCUAUCUUCGACAAGCGCCCCUUCAAGAUCCACCUGGACAAAGAUAAAACAUACAGCUGGUGCCUGUGCGGCAAGUCCAAGUCUCAGCCCCUCUGCGAUGGAAUGCACAAGAACGAGUUCCUAAAGAUCAAGCAGAGGCCCAUCCGGUUCAAGGUGGAGAAGUCGGGAGACUACUGGCUCUGCAACUGCAAACAGACCACCCACAGACCCUUCUGCGACGGCACCCACAAGCAGCCACACAUCCAGAGCGCCGUCAAAUAGAUUUAGGAUUGAUUGAUUGUAGGGCCCUGCCCGUGUGCGAAAAUGAGAAAUGCAUUAAUUUUGAAUCAA